UAAACAUAUGUAUAAUUGUUUGAGGUUAAAAUAAUAUUCGCAAAAUGCUUUCCUCACGUUAUUUGGGCACUCGAUUAAUGGGUAUUUCGGUUUUUUCAAUACUUCAGUCCGCUAAUCAAUUAAAUAUAUUGCUAUUAUGUGGCGACUACUAUGGAUUGUUUCCGAACGUAUACGAGAAGAUGACCGUUUUCUACCGGUACUUUUCACCAAAUGAGACUCUGGACGAUGAACAGUUAAAACACAAGGAAAGAGAUUACUGGGAUUUGUUAUCAGCUGUAGAAUUGCCUAUAUUUAUCUACUGUAUGUGGUUGACUACCAGUUUGCUAUGGUUACCUGUUAGUGUUCCUUUACUUGCAAUCAGCACCUGCAGUAAAUAUAUUGGCCGAAGCUCAGCGAAGUUUGUAAUAAUUCCAUGGAUAAUUGUAACUGCAGUGUGUGGGUUUACGAAUUGUCUUAUGCUGCCAUCUAUGGCUAAGUUUACAACUACUAAAAUCCCGUUAUUUUCCUUACCAAACGCAUCCCGAAUACUAAUGAACAAACCGAUAACAAACUACAUAGACGAUGAUGCAAUUGAUCUCAUCCCGGAAAUAAUAUCAUUUUUCGUAUGUGGACAGUACUGUCUUAUAACACCCAUGAUUAUUAUUGCAAUAAUAUAUGCAAUACACGACUGUAUUUUGAUUUGGAACCGAGAGAGUCCCGAAGUAAAUCCGUGUCUGAUUCCGUCCGAUGAGAACGUUGAACAUCUCAUCGAUGAGUUGGAAUCAUCAACCGUGGAUGAAUCAGUUUUGGAAUUCUUUUACAAUCUUGCACAGGCACCGCAUCGACACAAGAAAAACACUUUGGAUUUUACUCUGGAUGACGAAGCAAGUGAUGAAGACGCGGAUAAAAAUGAAAGCGCACAAGACAAUCAAGGAAUAACUAAUAGUACUAUUAAGAAUCUAAUCAAAAAGGGAAUUCUGCGAACGUCAGCGACGUAUUCGUCUGAACCAGCGGCGAAUCAAGAAGAAAACAGUCGUGGCAUGUCCGAACAGAUAAAUUCUGAAGACUUCCGAUUGUCACUGAAUGUAAGCACAAUUAUAAAUUCUGAUACAAAAAUACGCGAUAAUUAA
Molecule: messenger RNA, 1109 nt
Organism: Dalotia coriaria
Lineage: Eukaryota; Metazoa; Arthropoda; Insecta; Coleoptera; Staphylinidae
Exons: 4
Coding region: 45-1109 (354 amino acids)
Source: RefSeq, a predicted model, not a curated record